Molecule: messenger RNA, 680 nt
Organism: Suillus clintonianus
Lineage: Eukaryota; Fungi; Basidiomycota; Agaricomycetes; Boletales; Suillaceae
Exons: 5
Coding region: 1-525 (174 amino acids)
Source: RefSeq, a predicted model, not a curated record
AUGCUGAUCCAAGUCAUUGCCCACCAUUCGCAGUGGUUUGUGAGUGUCUUGAUCCUCGGUCGAGCUCGAGCCAUGCUAAUCCAAGCCAUUGCCCAUCGUUCGCAGGUUCUUUCCACCGCCCAACGUAAGGAGAUGGGGUCUAGGUUACUCACUGUGGUAUGCGAUGUUGCAAUGAACCUGCUUAUCAUUGAUCAUGUAGCUGCUGUCAUCAUUUUCGAACACUCUUUCUACAUUUUCGACAAGCGGCGCUAUCUUCGGGGCCAGCAGCAGUCUGUUCCCUACAGUUUUGACGCUCUCGAGCAGUACAUGGCGUCUCCACAUGCUGCUGCUGUCAGGGAAGCUGUGAGCACUGCCGCUCGUAAAUAUCAAGAGGCUGUGAGCGCUGUCAAAAACAAGCCAUCUACCUGGAAGGCAAAGCUCCCUUUUGAACGCUCUCAGAGGAAGGCGCAACUUUCUGAGAUGAAGGCGGAGUUGAUGAAAACAGUUCUUGGAAUCACUUUGGAGUAUCGCCUGCCGAGACCUUAAUAGUGGGCAACGCAUCACUACGUGGCUGAUGUUUGGGGUGGAGCUGAAUAAUUCGGCGGUGAAAGCGAGUGUAUUGAAUGGUCUGUCGAGGUAGUUUUAGGAGGUUGAAAUAGUUGUAUGAUCAUGCAAUCUGGUGCUUUUUCUGGUAUGGCGCA